Molecule: messenger RNA, 799 nt
Organism: Fimicolochytrium jonesii
Lineage: Eukaryota; Fungi; Chytridiomycota; Chytridiomycetes; Spizellomycetales; Powellomycetaceae
Exons: 2
Coding region: 99-758 (219 amino acids)
Source: RefSeq, a predicted model, not a curated record
UCGCUUUGAAGAUAUCUCAAAACGAGCGACUUCUCGUGGAACUAACAACACUUCAGAAGCAGGCUGCCAGGGUAGUCACUCACUGUCAAGAGAAGCGGAUGGGGCAGAACGAGGAAGAAACUCUUAUAUCAAAUAUGGCUCUCGAUGUGAUCGACUACAACGGAAAGGUUGGCGAGAAGUUGAAAGAGCCAAAGAUCGUCACUCCUCCCGCUCAACCGGCGCGCAAGGCACCUCUGACAAGGUCCACCACGAAAGGCUUCGUCCGAUUCCGAUGCCCACUUAAAAUCACCUCGUCGACCGUUUCAGAGACGACCAGUACAUACACGACUGAACCCAAAGACCAAGAGCCAGUCGCUAUGGAGCGAGUUCCUGAAGAGCAAACUGCAGUCGAUGUUCCCCAGCCCGCUACAGUAUCGCUUGAACCCCCGCAGUUGUCGCCCCACCUUCCUACACCUAGCAAAUCCUUGCGAUCGCCCAUUUCCACCUUCUCUCAAAUUGAAGGGAUGGAUCUGCUCGGAGUUGAUCCGCAGAACGAUGAGGAAGACAGCCAAGCUUUUGACCAAUUACUGGAAGAGGUCGCACAGCAAAUGGAACCUACCCCUGCUGCACUGAAGAAGGGGUUCCAUGUCGAAGCACGACCGAAAGAUGUCUUUAUGGAUGUUGUCGAUGAAUCUCCCGCCCGCAACCUGUCAAAGAAGCGACGGCUUGUCAAGCGCGCUGACGUGGAGCAUUCCAGCCCCGUUCAGGUCGGUGUUUGAGUGAUACGUCAUGUUUGUGAAAUGAAGUUUGAAUGCUCACA